This is a messenger RNA of Dovyalis caffra, 1275 nucleotides long. NCBI's taxonomy places the organism in Eukaryota, Viridiplantae, Streptophyta, Magnoliopsida, Malpighiales, Salicaceae. The record is from the annotation of a GenBank genome assembly.
AUGGAAAGAGAGUUCAUUGAAGAAGAGACACCAACAAGGCCUCUGCUUUUUGAUGCUAAGCCUAUUGGCAAUAGCGAUACGCCAACCACUAAUUCCUCCCUCACUCUCAUUCUUGUCUUUAGCACCCUUGUUGCCCUUUCUGGCUCCUUCUGUUAUGGAUGUGCUACCGGUUAUUCCUCACCAGCUGAAAAGGGAAUCAUGGAAGACCUGCACCUCUCCAUUGCAGAGUACUCAGUUUUUGGUUCGCUAUUGACAGUAGGAGGAAUGGUAGGUGCAAUUUUUAGUGGAAAGAUUGCAGAUCUCAUUGGUCGAAGAAAACAUGCUUGGGUACUGGAUAUUGGAAGACUGUCAAUUGGAUUGGGAGUUGGAUUUAUUACUUAUGUGGUACCUGUAUAUAUUGCAGAAAUAUCGCCUAAGAAUUACAGGGGACGAUUUACAUCGGCCUAUCAGUUGAUGGUAGCUUGUGGAUCGGCACUAUUUUUUUCCGUUGGAAACGUUUUAUCUUGGCGCAUCUUGUCCCUAAUAGGUGCCGUUUUAUGUCUACUACAAAUUGCAGGUUUAUUCUUCAUUCCAGAGUCUCCUAGAUGGCUUGCAAAAAUUGGCCGUGAAAAAGAGUUCGAAAUUGCUUUGCAACGCCUUAGGGGAGAGGGUGUUGAUAUUUCUGGAGAAGAAAUGGACAUCAAGGCACGAUACCAUAGAAAUCUUUCAGGAGAACCCACAAGUCAAAACUCUAGAGUUGUUCCAGAGGAAAUAUGCUUAUCCCAUUUUUGUCUAAUGUCACUGCGAACAUUAGCUGGAAACGAUGGGGUGAGAUAUUAUCUUAACACCAUAUUUGCCGAGGCUAAUAAGCUCUUACAGAUUCCAGCAGCUGCUCUAGGUGUACUCUUACUCGAUGUAACUGGAAGACGAAUCAUCCUGAUGGUUAGAAGGGCAAUGAUUUCAGUUUAUACUCAUGACAACCAUGGCUAUGCUUUCGCUUUCUCCUCAGGCAUGUCCGGAGUACCAUGGGUUAUAAUGUCUGAGAUACUUCCAACUAAUGUGAAGGCAUCAGCUGGAAGUCUAGUCACUUUAAUCAGUUGGUUCUGCUCUUGGAUUGUGGCAUACAGUUUCAGUUUUAUGAUGCAAUGGAGUCCAGCAGGAACAUUUUAUAUCUUCGCCGGCAUGUGUGCUUUAACCUUUCUAUUCACUUGGAAGUUCGUGCCGGAGACCAAGGGACGAACAUUAGAAGAAAUACAAGUAGCAUUGGUUGCUCAAAUUUCUGAAGAAGAUUGCUAA